AUGCUGUGGUGCCUCGAGCUGCUGCUGGCGCUGGGGCUGGGGCUGCCGCGGCCAGGCGAGGGCCAGCCCCUGCUCGUGGAGCCCCCGGAGCCGGUGGUGCCGGUGGCCCUGGGCACGGCGCAGAAGCUGACCUGCAGCCUGGCCUGUGCCGACGGCACGGCGUCUGUGCACUGGCGGGGCCUGGACACCAGGCUGGGCGCCGUGCGGUCAGAGCCCGGCCGCAGCGUGCUCUGGCUGCACAGCGCCUCCCAGGACGAUGCAGGCAUGCGCGUGUGCACGGGCUCCUGCGGCGGCCGCACCUUCCAGCACCGCGUGGAGGUCCUGGUGUACGCAUUCCCGGAGCGGCUGACCGUUUCCCCCGCCGUCCUGGAGCCUGGGCAGGACAGGGAGGUGGCUUGCUCGGCCCACAACGUCACACCCUGGGGCCCAGACACCCUCUCCUUCUCCCUGCUCUGGGGGGACCAGGAGCUGGAGGGCAUCCAGGUCCUGGACCCGGAGCAGGUGGAGGAGGAGGCGUCCCUGGAGGCCCAGGACCCGCUGUUCCGAGUGACCCAGCGCUGGCUGUUGCCCACCCUGAGGAUGCCCGUCCCGGCCACCCUGCACUGCCAGGCCACCAUGCGGCUACCCGGCCUGGAACUGAGCCACCGCCGGCCCCUUCCAGUCCUGUGCAGUCAGAGCACUCCAGAACACCCCAAACCAUCCUCGCCAGAGACCCCCGGCCCAACCUCACUGAAGGCCUCUACUCUGACCUCGCUGGAGCCCCCCGGCUCCAUCUCCACGGCGCACCCCGGCUCCAUCUCCACGGUGCAUCCCAGCUCCAUCUCCACGGCGCACCCCGGCUCCAUCUCCACGGCGCCCAACUCCCCCUCCGCACCGGGCGCCCCCGAGCAGGCCUCCUCGCCCAGCCCCAGCAGCGCCCACAGCUGUCGCCCUGAGAUCCGCCAGGCCCCUCCAACAGCAGUGGAGAAGGCAGCCAGCUGGGGGCUGCUGUGCCAGGCGUCCUGCGGGCCCGGUGUGACCGUACGCUGGACCCUGGCCCCCGGGGGCCUGGCUGCCUACGAGAGCAGGGAGGCUGGGGCCUGGGCAUGGCUGAGUGCACCGCUGCUGACCAGCCCCACCCCCAAGGGCUGGUUCCAGUGCCGCCUGGAACCUGGCGGCCAGGUAGCCAGCCUAUACGUGCAUGGCCAGAAUCCAGUCCCAAGUACCUCGUCCAGCCCUGAGGUUGUCCAGCCGCCCGCAGCCUUGUGGAUGGGCGGCGUGGCGCUGGGGCUGCUGCUGCUACUAGCCCUGGCCGCCUAUCGCCUGUGGAAACAUUUCUGGCCAGCUCCCAGGGACCUCACUCACCCACCUGUCUGUCUGGGGCUCCUGCUGGUACAGGACUCCGAGAGGUGGCCGGCCUCUGCCCCCACCCAGCCGCAGGGAUCUGGGCCACGACAGGGCUGACUGUGCGCCCCAUUCCCUGCUGGCCAACACCUGUGACCCCUGUCCACAGCUGGCUGGGUUCCCACUGCCCUGAGGGUCCGCUGCGGGAGAAUAAAGGCCACAUGCUCUGACCACUGGUGACCCCUGUCAUGUUGGGAGAACGCCAGGACCGCCGCACAUCUCUGAUUGUACCCUGCACGAGGUGAUGGCUCAGCGACAGGCAUCCACACAUCCUCUGGGGUCAGGCUGGGGAAACCAGGGCCUGCUGGGCUGGGAGACACCAAGCUUAUGCGUGCUUCUGUGUGAGGGCCACUGCAGUCUAACAAGAAACUAGGAGUCUCCAAUGGACUAGAGGAUUGUUUGGUGGGGGGUAAUGUGGGCAGACAUGGACGGGUGGCUUAUGGAAUGAAAAUCGCUUGUUUUUAGGGAGAGCAGGGACUGGGAGGGGUAAAAGAGCAGCUAUAAAUGAGAUCAGCAGCUGAAGCGCUGGCGAUUCCAGACAGGAAAGGAGGGAUAUGGGCAUUGGGGAGCCACGGCAGAGUUUAGAGUUAUAGCAAUCGGUGGUAGAACGCCCCAUCUGGUGGUUAGGAAGAGUAACAGCCUGGGGCAGCACACUGCGAACACAGGCUGCUAGACCGAGUAGCAGAAAUGGGGUCAGGACCGACUCCCCAACCCAGCGCUGUGGACUCACAAGGAGACAGGGAGAGGCUGAGAGCUGGGCCGAACUUAACCUAAGCCCAGAGGCUGCGGCCAGCAUCUGAAGAGGACUCGGGGAAAAAAAAAAAAAAAUGAAGAGGACUCAGAAGUGGCGUUCAUUCCUGGAGUCUGGG
This is a messenger RNA of Chinchilla lanigera (long-tailed chinchilla), 2252 nucleotides long. It is a transcript of the gene Madcam1, whose product is annotated as mucosal vascular addressin cell adhesion molecule 1. The record is from RefSeq and is a predicted model, not a curated record. Gene Ontology annotation, cellular component: membrane. Gene Ontology annotation, molecular function: integrin binding involved in cell-matrix adhesion. Bases 1 to 1443 code for a protein of 480 amino acids. The transcript is spliced from 5 exons. Lineage: Eukaryota; Metazoa; Chordata; Mammalia; Rodentia; Chinchillidae. Gene Ontology annotation, biological process: positive regulation of lymphocyte migration; heterotypic cell-cell adhesion; leukocyte tethering or rolling.